Messenger RNA from Cooperia oncophora, 291 nucleotides. The record is from the annotation of a GenBank genome assembly. NCBI's taxonomy places the organism in Eukaryota, Metazoa, Nematoda, Chromadorea, Rhabditida, Trichostrongylidae.
AUGAUGAACUUUUUCACGCAGAGAAAAAACGGCGGCGGUGGCGAAUUGUCACGCUCCGUUUCCUCGUCUAGCAAGUCGGGUUCACGUUCUCCGGAUAGUGUGGAGCGCAAUAGGCCGCCUAGAAAUGAUUCCGCUAAAGUGGAGGAGAGUGAGGAUGCUCAGGGUGAUAACGAUGCGAAAGCACAUGGCCCUACAACUCGUAAUCGUUGGAAGGUUUAUGUAAAUCAAUGUGAAGAAAAGAAGAAAAGGGUAAGUGUUCUCACAUUACAAUCCUGCUUUUUUAUAAAAUGA